AUGGAGUGUCACUGCAAGAAGGUUAUUAGCAAGGAAGAAAAGCCUCCGGAGGUUGGUUUUCAACUGCGCAUAAACAAAAGACUCAAACAUCUGCUGUUCCUACAAAUCUGCCUCUCACUCUACAUCACAACCAAGGUAGGAGGCACAAUACCACAACGGCCGACUGCUCCUUCAUUCUUUCCUGGCUUCAGGAAGAUGGAUUCUGUACCUCUAGCGACCGUUGCCAGUGUGAAACAAGAUAUCACUGGCGAGAAGAACCUCACAGACAAACCGAUCAAACGCAGUCUGGACUUUGGCACCGCUAAAAAGCGAAAGGCUUCUGUUGACAGUGAGGGUCUCCUCGCAUACAUUCGACAGAACGAGAAGAAGUGCGUAGAAUCCGAAAAGCGAAUCAACAAGGAACGCAUAGAGAAUUGGAAGCAGAAGGCAGUUGCGAGCUUCCAGGAGAAUGUGCAGCUGAGCCUUGAGAUUGCCCACCUACGCAGCAAGAACAAAGAUCUGGAGACGAGCAACAACGAACUGAAGAACAAUACUGGUGCGGACGAUGUACUGAAGAGGGAGAUGCAAACCGACCUGUUUGUGCUCCACAAAGUCUCUUCUGAGCUUAUGGAGCUCUCAGCCAUAUCUCCUCCCACGUGCUUGAAAGACAAUGGGAGGGCUGAGCAGUGGAAGGAACUUAUGGGAAGGAACGAGGCAAUUCUGCUGCGAAUCAAGGACAAGCUCUCGCCAAACUUGCCCAAGGGGCUGUCCUGGGAGAAUGUGGUCGCGUAUGUUAUGGAAUCUCAUAUAAAAGACUCAGAGGAGGAGUCCACAGGUUCGGAAUGA
Lasiodiplodia theobromae is the source of this 825-nucleotide messenger RNA. Its product is annotated as Cmgc mapk protein kinase. Bases 1 to 825 code for a protein of 274 amino acids. NCBI's taxonomy places the organism in Eukaryota, Fungi, Ascomycota, Dothideomycetes, Botryosphaeriales, Botryosphaeriaceae. The transcript is spliced from 5 exons. The record is from RefSeq and is a predicted model, not a curated record.